AGUGUAAAUCAAUUCAUGCGGUGUGUGUGUUUGUGUGUGUGUGCAGAUGACAGCGCGUCUGCUACCAGCAGCAUGGAGGUGACGGACCGCCUGGCGUCUCUGGAGCAGAGGGUUCAGAUGCAGGAGGAUGAGAUCCAGCUGCUCAAGUCAGCCCUGGCCGACGUAGUGCGGAGGCUCAACACCUCAGAGGAGCAGCAGAACCUGCAGACACGCAGAGGGCCCACCAAAGCCAGACCAAUGAUACCUGCACUGCCCUUACGACCAACAGUCAACAAUGGCACAGUCCUGCCAAAGAAAGGAGGCGGGACUCUGCCAUCGCCCUCUGGUGGACGGAAGGACUCUGGCCCACCGUCCAACAAAAGUCUGUCCUCCAUGUCUGGCUCCACCAGACUUCUCUACGUUCCCCUCAGCACCGUGCGGAGAGCCAACUCCAACGAGCAUGUCGGUACGGGCACACGGAAGGACAACGGCGAUGGCAAGAACAACCGGACACGCGCCGGAUCCACUGGGAGCAACUCCAGCGGCAAGCGAGCCAGUGAAAGUAAGCCGAAGGAGCCAGUCUUCAGUACAGGGAUGCGACGUGUCACCCACUGCAAAGAGGAGGGUUAUGUGAAAAUGUACUUGAAGGGGCGCCCCAUCACCAUGUACCUGCCCAAGGAUCAUCUGGACUCCUACUGCCUGGAGGCCAAGGCUGAACUGCCGAGCAGGAAACUCAAACUGGACUGGGUGUAUGGUUACCGUGGUCGCGACUGUCGUUCCAACCUGUACCUGCUGCCCACGGGGGAGACGGUGUACUUCAUCGCCUCUGUGGUCGUCCUCUACAACGUGGACGAGCAGCUGCAGAGACACUACACUGCACACACCGAUGACAUCAAGUGCCUGGCUGUCCAUCCUGAUAAGAUUACCAUAGCAACAGGACAGGUUGCAGGCACCUCCUCUGAAGGCAAACAGCUGCCUCCUCAUGUACGUGUGUGGGACUCAGUGAGCCUGAAUACCCUGCAUGUGCUGGGGACAGGAUUCUUCGACAGGGCCCUGGUCUGCCUGGCCUUCUCCAAGUCGAAUGGAGGGAACAGCUUGUGUGUGGUAGAUGACUCCAAUGACCAUGUGCUCUCUGUCUGGGAUUGGCAGAGAGAGGAGCGGCAGGCUGAGGUCAAGUGCUCCAACGAGGCAGUGUUUGCUGCAGACUUCCACCCCACGGACAGCAGCCUCCUGGUCACCUGUGGGAAGUCCCACCUGUGCUUCUGGACCCUGGAGAAAGGCAGCCUGGGGAAGAAGCAGGGCCUGUUUGAGAAACAAGAGAAGCCCAAGUUUGUCUUGAGUGUGACUUUUUCAGAAAAUGGAGACACCAUAACUGGAGACUCCAGUGGUAACAUUUUGGUGUGGGGGAAAGGGACUAACCGUAUCAGCCAUGCAGUGCAAGGGGCUCAUGAGGGCAGCAUCUUUGCUCUGUGUAUGAUGAGGAACGGCACUCUGGUCUCUGGUGGAAAAGACCGGAAGCUUGUCUCCUGGGACGGAGCUCACCAGCAGAUCCAGACUGUGGAGGUGCCCGAGCUGUUUGGGCCAGUCCGUACUGUGGCGGAGGGUCGGGGGGAGAGCCUGCUCAUAGGAACUACCAAGAACUUUGUCCUCCAGGGCAGUCUGGAUGGGGAGUUCAGCCCAAUAACACAGGGUCAUACAGAUGAGCUGUGGGGGUUGGCUGUCCACCCCUUGACUCAUCAGUUCCUCACUUGCGGCCAUGACAGGCAGGUCAGCCUCUGGAAUGCCUCUACCCAUCAGCCCCUCUGGAACAAGAUCAUGGAGGACGCUGCUCAAUCAGCAGGCUUCCACCCCUCCGGAGCUGUGGUUGCCAUAGGAACGCAGACAGGCAGGUGGCUGGUGUUGGACACGGAGACUAAGGAUCUGGUGACCGUCCACACAGAUGGUAACGAGCAGCUGUCAGUCAUACGCUACGCUCCAGAUGGCAACUUCCUGGCCAUUGGGUCACAUGACAACUACAUUUACAUCUACGCCGUGACUGACAGCGGCAGGAAGUACAGCCGAGUGGGAAAGUGCUCGGGCCACUCCAGUUUCAUCACCCACCUGGACUGGUCGCUCGACUCCCAGUACCUGGUGUCCAACUCUGGGGACUAUGAGAUCCUCUACUGGAUUCCCUCGGUGUGUAAGCAGGUAGUGAGUGUGGAGACCACUAGAGACAUUGUCUGGGCCACCUCCACCUGUACCCUGGGUUUCCAGGUCUUCGGGCUGUGGCCUGACGGUUCAGAUGGGACAGACAUCAAUGCCGUCUGCCGGUCCAAUGAGAACAGACUACUGGCAACAGGAGAUGACUUUGGCAAAGUCCACCUCUUCUCCUUCCCCUGCUCACAAGUCCGGGCUCCCAGCCAUGUGUAUAGUGGGCACAGCAGUCAUGUGACCAACGUCAACUUCCUGUAUGAUGACAGCUGUCUGGUGUCGACAGGAGGGAAGGACAUGAGUGUCAUGCAGUGGAGGAUAGUGUGAUUAAAUGGACUGAGAGCUGUAAAUACUAGCAGCCUAACACCGACAUCUUCAGACAGAUCGACGGGGACAAAGACUGACGGACAAGAAGACAGACAGACUGAAAAGAAGAUAGUCAGACUGACUGACAGACAAGAAGAUAGACUGACUGACAAACAGGAAUAUAGACAGACAUGAGUGACAGACAGACAGACUGACAGACAGACUGACAGACAGUGGCACUUAGGGGCUCGGGUCAGAUCUAUGUGUGGAUCAAAGGCCUCUGCACUGAAAUCCAGACAAGCUUGUUGUUGAUGUAUGGGGUUGUAGGUCUGUUGGUGGGGCGAGGUGUGCUACUGUAAAGGGCCAGUGGUUUAGGAGUGUUACUACUGGAGGAAUGGUAUAGGGUACAUGCAUCGGGCAGUUUCUAUCCACGCUUUUUUCUAACUGUUUUAAAACUCUGUCUACUUUUGUAUUUCACUACUCAGGAAACGACAAUGAACUUAGGAGUAUAAGCUCUUCCCUGUCAAAGCUUGUCGUGGCUUCUCUGUCUAGUCCAACUGACACUCCUCUAUGAAAAAAAACACACAUACAUUUCUAUUUCCUACUGUAAGUGUGCAUGACUAUAAAUCUUAAGAUAGUCAAAUCAUGUGAAUUGGAAAACACACAGCACUGAUUCUUGAGUAGAGAAAUAUUAAACAUGAUAAUGGAUUUCUCAGUAUUUCAUCAUGGUGUGAAUCUUGUUGACAUCUGACAGGUCAACCCCCAGCGGUUGGUUGAAGCCAAACACUGUGAUUGGGCCUUGUGAGAUGCCCGGUACACCUAACAUUGUCUCUCUGCUGUUACCUACUAGCUAUCUGGGACAUUGCAUGUUGUCCUCCCAGCCAACUGUUUCAACUUCAGAAGCGGACUGUCAUUUCCAAAAGCCCUUUAAAGGCAGAAGGAACAUACUUAAGUCGAAAUAACACAGUUAAAUGUAUUUACAAAAAACUGAAACCAAGCCAGUUGUUCAGCAAAAGGUUCCACUGGGAUAUAACCACAACUUCUAAGCUUUAAAGAAUACCAUCUAGAUCUCUUUCUGACUAAAUACACUUGAAGCCCAUCCAGACUAAAUGGUUGUAAUUGGUAUCACAUCUGCAUUUCCUCAUUGUAAAAUGCAUUAUAUUUUACAUAUAUAAAGCCCAAGUAACUGACCUGAGAGGCAUGUAGGCCUAUAAUCCACAAAGCUUUCAGCUUCCAAAUGUUUUACUUUUUCUCAAAUUACCUACCUAUGUCACAUCCUGAGUUCCCAGUUUUCCUAUUUGAUUACUUCCUGUAUAGCUGUGUGCUAGUGUGUGUAAAAUAAGUGUGAGUGUGAGGACCAGACCACUGUUAACAGUACUUGUUGGUUGCCAGGACGUUGCCAUGUUCAUGAGCUGGGAAGGAUCUUGCUCUUCCUGGGAUGAAUGGCAUCUCUGAUAUCCUUUAGUUUGCACUUCUGUAGGUCCAGAACAUAAGUCUACAGUGUAGUAGAUUAGUAUUUUUGAUUUAACAUGACUAAUAACUUACCUGGUAACAAAUGAUGCCUAGUGAUGUUCAGUAUGAUGAAUUCCAAAGAAAACAAAACACUUCUAAUUCUGUAUUACUGUACCACAAAAUUAAAGUAAACACCAAGUGGCCCAUAGUUCCAGUAUUGUGAAUGCAAGUUUUGGAUGAGAUUUGUAUUCAGUGCUUACCUUUUCCCUGGCAUCUUUAUGAAUAGAACAAGUGAUGUACAGAGAGCUGAAAGUCAGACUCAAACUUAAAUAAUUCCCUCUGUCUGCUACUGUACCACUCUUAACCAUGAAUUUGUCAAUAGUUUCAUGCCAUAUUUGUUAGAAAAUUAUAAAGCAUGCAUACACACCAUAACAUACCAAUAACACUGGUUCAGGUGUGUAAAACGUGACCACAAUGACAAUGUAACUCUGAAUGAAUUGUUUUAUUAACAGCUUUUUGUUUCUUUAUAGAUGAUUUGGUUUGCCUUAGGGAGGAUAAGUGAGAUUCCUGCAUAGUUGGCAUGUAUGCUCAGUUAGCACACAGGUCUAUGGACAACGAUAUUGAACACUACGCCACGAAGACUGAUCAUGGUCAUCAUGGUUGAUCUACGAUUCUGAUCCUGUACAGCAUUUGUUCGACAGUAAACUAUGAGAGUGAAAAUUAA
Hypomesus transpacificus is the source of this 4651-nucleotide messenger RNA. RefSeq names its product EMAP like 1 (gene eml1). Gene Ontology annotation, cellular component: mitotic spindle. Gene Ontology annotation, molecular function: microtubule binding. Lineage: Eukaryota; Metazoa; Chordata; Actinopteri; Osmeriformes; Osmeridae. The record is from RefSeq and is a predicted model, not a curated record. Gene Ontology annotation, biological process: microtubule cytoskeleton organization. The transcript is spliced from 23 exons. The coding region runs from base 16 to 2496 and encodes 826 amino acids.